AUGCUUCCGAGGAGAAACAGGACGCCCGCUAAUGUUCAUGAGCAAGAACUAGAAGAACGUAUUAUGGCACGAAUGGAGGAGAGGAUGGAUCAAAUAGUUGACCAACUGACUGAUAGGAUGGUCGAACUGAUGAAUCGAGGAGGGAAAAGGUCUCAAACUCAUUCUCAAGUGGAAGAUGGUGAAUUUAGGAACCCGUUCGGCAGCAGUGACAGUUCAUAUUCUGAAGACGAUCUAGAAAGGCGGCCAAGGAGUGAUCAUAGAGGUGACAAUAGGCAUUGGGAGGCCGGAAUGAGAAUUAAUAUCCCAGAAUUCGACGGGGUCAGUUUGAAUCCGGAGGGGUUUAUCGACUGGUUGGCUACUGUUGAGGAAUUUUUUGAGUUCAAACAAGUCCCUGAAAACAAAAAAGUGUCAUUGAUCGCUACUAGGCUACGUGGUAGGGAGUCUGCAUGGUGGCAACAACUGAAACUGACACGAGACAAGCUCAGAAAGUCAAAGGGUGCCAAAUCAGUUGACGAUUACAAAAUUGAGUUCUACCAAUUGAUUGCCCGAAAUGAUAUCCAAGAGACAGAGGAACAACUCGUUGCUUGUUGUGGGGAGACAGGUCACCGACAAUCAGAGUGCAAGAAGGUCGGAAAAUGUCAUUUGUUUGCUGAGCAAGAUGAUUGGCAAAAUGAUGAUGUCGAUGAAAAUUACGAAGAUCCCCCUGUGUAUGACGAAGAGAAUCAAUGCGAAGAGGAAGUUGUAACUGGAGAUGAGGGGUCGACAUGUACUAAGGUUUGUAGUUUUGUUAUUGAUUCAGGAAGUUGUGAUAACCUUAUAUCUGAAGAAGCAGUUCAAAAGUUGGCUUUGAAAAUAGAAAAUCGCCCUAAGCCUUACAAGCUCCAGUGUCUUAAGACGAGUGGCAUGGUCACUAUAUCUAAACGAGCGCUUGUUCAAUUUUCUGUUGGUACCACGUAUAAAGAUGAUGUGUGGUGUGAUGUGGUUGCUAUGGAUGCUUGUCAUUUGUUGUUGGGCAGACCUUGGGAGUAUGAUCGUAACAUAUAUCAUAACGGGCGAACUAAUACUUACAGUUUCUUGUUUGGUGGUGUGAAGAUAACAUUGGUUCCCAGUAAGCCAAAGGAGCCAGUUCCGAGACCUUCGGGUACUCUACUGACCCUUACUCAGUUUGAAGAUGAGUUGGAGGCGGAAGGUGGAAUUUUUGUAUUGAUCGGGAAGGAAGUCGCUAAGGAGGUUGAAAUUCCUGAGGCUAUGGUUCCUCUGCUCAAGGAAUUUGCUGAUGUUUUCCCUAGUGAAUUACCUGAUGGUUUGCCACCUUUACGUGACAUCCAACAUCAUAUUGAUUUACAACCAGGAGCUCAGUUGCCUAAUAGGCCACAUUACAGAAUGAGUCUCGGAGAGCAUGAGGAGUUGCGACGACCGGUGGAGGACUUGAUUUCAAAAGGUCAUGUUCGGGAGAGCAUGAGCCUGUGUGCUGUUCCUGCUUUGUUGACUCCUAAAAAGGAUGGUACUUGGCGUAUGUGUGUUGAUAGUCGCACCAUCAAUAAGAUCACGGUGAGGUACAAAUUUCCAAUUCCUCGACUUGAUGACAUACUUGACCAGAUUAGCGGUGCCUCUAUCUUUACGAAACUGGACUUGAAGAGCGGGUACUAUCAAAUUCGACUUAGGCCUGGGGAUGAGUGGAAGACUGCCUUCAAGACUCGUGAAGGAUUUGCUACUUUUGGUGAGCAUGUCAACCAUGUGAGGCAGGUUUUGACUGUACUUCGACGAGAUAGUUUGUAUGCAACUAUGAAGAAAUGUGUGUUUAUGGUUCCUAAAGUCUUGUUCUUGGGGUACGUUGUUUCUGGGGAAGGAAUACAGGUGGACGAGUCUAAAGUAGCAGCUGUCAGACAAUGGCCAACUCCAACUACCAUCACUGAAGUUCGAAGCUUUCAUGGCCUUGCUUCAUUCUAUAAGAGGUUUAUUCCAAAAUUUAGUUCUAUUAUGGCACCGGUGACUGAUUGUAUGAAAGGGAAGACCUUUACAACAUCACCGCUUCUUGUAUUGCCAGACUUUUCUCAAGUGUUUGAAUUACACACGGAUGCUUCCAAGGUUGGAAUUGGAGCAAUUCUAAGUCAAGGAGGACGAACGAUUGCCUAUUUUAGUGAGAAGUUGACGGGGCCAAAGCUGCGUUAUAGCACUUAUGAUGUUGAGUUCUAUGAAGUGGUCCAAGCUGUAAAGCAUCGGCGCCAUUAUCUAUUUCAUAAGGAAUUUGUUUUGUUCACAGAUCAUGAUUCAUUAAGACAUAUUCAUAGUCAAGAUAAGGUGUCACACAAACAUGGGAGGUGGAUGUCGUUCUUGGAAAAAUUCACUUUCGUGGUGAAACACAAGUCUAGAAUGUCAAAUCGGGUGGCUGAUGCAUUGAGUUGA
Molecule: messenger RNA, 2406 nt
Organism: Lactuca sativa (garden lettuce)
Lineage: Eukaryota; Viridiplantae; Streptophyta; Magnoliopsida; Asterales; Asteraceae
Source: RefSeq, a predicted model, not a curated record